UGGUAUGUGCAUGUGCAUGCUACAAUGGCAUUAUGGAAAUAUUUCCCCUCCCACAAGGGUCGAUAAAUAGCUUCACUACUAUAUCAUCGCCACUCUCCUUGGGCCUCAGCAUCAAUUACAAGUUUUAGAAAAAAAAAAAAGAUGUCUCUAGUGACUGAAGAGAUCAAAGCUAGCGCUUCAGAAAUUUACCAUGGAGAUGAGAUAUGUCAAGAGAAAUCAAAGUUUCUGCUGGAGGAAAUGGGCAUGCCCAGAGGACUUUUGCCCCUCAAAGGCAUUGAAGAAUGUGGGUAUGUGAAGGACACUGGUUUCGUGUGGCUGAAACAAAAGAAGAGCAUAACCCACAAGUUUGACAAGAUUGGUAAGCUUGUUUCCUAUGCAACUGAAGUCACAGCUGUGGUUGAGAAAAACAAGAUCAAGAAGCUCACUGGGGUGAAGACCAAGGAGCUUCUGGUUUGGAUCACACUCAGUGAUAUCUAUGUUGAUGAUCCACCAACUGGGAAUAUCACUUUCAAGACACCUGCUGGGCUGUUCAGAACUUUCCCUGUAUCAGCGUUUGAGAUUGAAGGUGAAGUUAACGGUGCUGUUAAGGACAAGAAAGAAGAAAAGGAUAAUGUGAAGCCUGCUGCUGUGGAAGCAGUGAAAGAGGUCUAGAGCAGUGAAAGAGGAUUUGUGGGGUUGUUUUUGGAUUUGCUAUCUUUUAACUAGCCUCUCCUAUUAAUAUCAUGAAUAGCAGCAAUCAAUAAAAAAUAACAGCAUGUUAGUUUACAUUCAGAACACUAAUGUUGCAUCGCAUUGCAAGUCAAAUUGCCCAAGGCUGAGAUAUCUAUACUUGUAUGUUGCAAAAACUAGUACUGUGUUUCCUCUUUUUGAGUUAAAUCAAAGAGAAUAAAUAAUUGACUACUACCAUUGCUGCAA
This is a messenger RNA of Gossypium arboreum, 915 nucleotides long. RefSeq lists its product as uncharacterized. The coding region runs from base 142 to 651 and encodes 169 amino acids. The record is from RefSeq and is a predicted model, not a curated record. NCBI's taxonomy places the organism in Eukaryota, Viridiplantae, Streptophyta, Magnoliopsida, Malvales, Malvaceae. The transcript has a single exon.